Penicillium alfredii is the source of this 1371-nucleotide messenger RNA. RefSeq lists its product as uncharacterized. Gene Ontology annotation, cellular component: membrane. Gene Ontology annotation, biological process: transmembrane transport. Gene Ontology annotation, molecular function: transmembrane transporter activity. The record is from RefSeq and is a predicted model, not a curated record. The coding region runs from base 1 to 1371 and encodes 456 amino acids. NCBI's taxonomy places the organism in Eukaryota, Fungi, Ascomycota, Eurotiomycetes, Eurotiales, Aspergillaceae. The transcript is spliced from 6 exons.
AUGCGGCUACUGCCCUUGAUGAUGCUGAUCUACAUCCUGAACUACCUGGAUCGAAACAACAUUGCUACGGCGCGUUUGGGAACCCUUGAGAAAGACAUCGGGCUGGAAGGCGACCAGUAUAACACCAUUAUCAGCCUGUUCUUCGUCGGGUAUAUUUUAACCCAGGUCCCUACCAACAUGAUCCUGAAUAAGAUGAAGCCAUCUACAUUCCUGCCAGGGGUGAUGUGCUGCUGGGCUAUCGUCAGCACUUGCACAGGAGCAGUUCAAAGUUAUAAGGGCUUACUGGCCUUGCGGUUUGUCCUGGGCUUCGUCGAAGCGCCAUUCUUCCCUGGUGCCUUGUUUCUUUUCUCGUCCUGGUAUACGAAGAAAGAACUUGCCGCACGCAUCUCAAUUCUGUAUGUCGCUGCGCAGCUCUCAGGAGCAUUUGGUGGUCUUCUGGGCAGUGCGAUCAUGUCCGGCAUGGAUGGCAAAGCGGGACUUCCAUCCUGGCGAUGGCUCUUCAUCAUCGAGGCAGGCGCCACAUUCCCAGUCGCCCUACUGGCAAUGUUCAUCUUGCCCGACUAUCCAGAGACAACGAAAUGGCUAAGCGAGACGGAACGAACGCUCGCCAUUUCCCGACUCGCCGCAGACGCCAUCGAAGACGACCACGACGAAAUGGACGGCAAUUUUGAAGGCCUCAAACUAGCCUUCACAGACCCGGCUCUGUAUAUCAUCUGGAUGAUGCAACUAGGCCUCAACACCGCUGCCGCCUUCACGAAUUUCUUCCCGACAAUCGUCGAGACGCUCGGGUACGGAACCACCAACACGCUUCUGCUCUCCGCGCCGCUAUACAUGUUCGUCGCGAUCCUGAGCGUGUUCAACUCGUUCCACAGCGACCACAUCAGCGAGCGAUGGCUGCACGUCGUGUGGCCGCAGAUAUUCAGCAGCAUCGGGUUCAUCAUCAGUGCGGUAACUCUGAACGUGGCCGCGCGGUAUAUCUCGACGUUCGUGAUGAUGUCAAUCUAUGGCUCGUUUGGCUAUAUUCUGUCCUGGGUGUCGACGUCGCUUCCGCGGCCGAGGUCGAAGCGUGCUGUGGCGUAUGCGGUUGUGAAUGCGGGAUCUAAUCUCGCGUCUAUAUAUGCAAGCUAUUUUUAUCCGAAGUCGCAGGGCCCAAGAUACUGGCAAGCUAAUGUGGCUAAUGUGGCUUUCUGUGGGUUGUGCAUUGUUAUGGCGACGCUGUUACCUUUCUUCUUGCGCUGGCGGAAUAGUCAACUGGAAAAGGCUGCCAACUUGGAUAUGGCGAGUGGACGAGAUCCUACGGUCGAGGGCUCGGGCUGCUACCAACUUGAUGUGCGGUGGAACUGCCAUCCGGGUUAUCGGUACACAACCUGA